Messenger RNA from Gasterosteus aculeatus aculeatus (three-spined stickleback), 1773 nucleotides. The record is from RefSeq and is a predicted model, not a curated record. NCBI's taxonomy places the organism in Eukaryota, Metazoa, Chordata, Actinopteri, Perciformes, Gasterosteidae.
AGCCACCAUGAAACAAACGGGUGCUGCUGGUGUUGUUUCGUACGGAUCAGAAAACAAUGACAGGCCAAUCAGAACGCUGUGCGGCUGAUCCCGCCCCCCUGCUGUGAUCACAUUAAGCCACAUCAUCCUGUCAAAUGAUUUAAUUCAACUUUAGUCUCAAGUGGCAGAAGAAGAAGAAGAUGAUCCUAUUUUAUUUACUCCUGGUUCUCCGAGCGGGGCGAUGCACAGACGAUCUGAUCUUUGAGACAAAGCCUGUUGGACAAAGUGUGUCUCUGACUUGUCCUCGUAACGUCUCUCUGACUGGUGGAACCUUGUUCUGGAUGAGGCUGGUUUCUGGAAACGUACCUGAGUUCUUUAGAGGAACAUUUCUUUUUAACUAAUAUGAGACCGAAAUGAUUUCUCACAUCACAACAAAACAAGGGCCGGGAACAUUUCUGCUGCACAUUCAUCAGGCAAAGCGGAGCGAUACUGGAGUUUACUAUUGUUUAGAAAUAAAAAGAUUCACUGUGACACUAAAGAAAUCAACAUUUCUGAUAAUUAAAGGACCAGAAGCCGAUGUCCCCGUAAUCACUAAAAGCGCUCCAGCAGAUCCCGUCCGUCCAGGAGACUCAGUGACUCUGCAGUGUUCCGUCCUCUCCGUCUCUGAGGAGACGGAAUGUCCAGAAGGACAGAAGGUGUUCUGGUUCAAAGCCGGCUCGGAUAGAUCUCCUCCACAUGUGAUUUAUGUCCAUGGAAACCGGGAUGGAUGUGAGCAGAGUCCUGAGGCUCCCCCUCCACACAGAUGUGUCUACAGCUUCUCUAAGAACAUCAGCUCCUCUGACGCCGGCACGUAUUACUGUGCCGCGGCCACAUGUGGACAGAUGCUACUUGGAGAAGGAACAACACUGGAAACUGAAGCCCCCCUCAUGUGGGAUUUGCAGGAGACGGUUCUGAUCGUCCUGUCAGCAGCUCUGGCUUUUUGUCUGCUUGUUGUCGUCUUCCUGAUGUUUAUUAUCAAGAGGAAAACUUGUCAAUGCUGCAACGAUGCAGUUACUCCUCAAACAGCCGGCUGUGACCCCCGAGGUCAGCAGAGAGAUCAAGACCUUCUGACUUAUUCUGCACCAACCUUCACCGCCAGGAAAACAGUCCGAGCAGAGAGAGAGAACGCUGAAGCAGCAGCAGAGACCGUCUACGCUGGUGUCAGGACUUAGUGAUACAUUAACAACAUUGUUCUAUUAUUAGACAUAAAGUCAAUUUAGUUGUUGAUUUUCUGCUUCAAAUGUGUUGUUGAUUCAUGUGAUUUUAUUCCUAUUAGUUACAGUCUUUUACUUUGAAAACCUUUGAAAACUCGUUUUAUUUUGAUGAGUUGUGAUGAUUUUUGUUGCUUCAUUGUGCAGCUUCUCUUGAUUCUUUUAUAAUGAUGUGAACCUCAGAUAGUCAGAGGUCUGAGGGAUGUUUCCAACUGGGUCUCGUCUGUAACGACGUAAACUUCUGCUGUUUGCAUCGAUGAAAGGUUUCCCUCUUCUCAAAGGGUUUCUCUUUUCUCAUAAGGGUGAAAUCAUGAUUUGAUUCAUUUGAAAAUAACUUUAGUAGCUGAUCUUGUAUAAGACAAACAUUUUGUCUGAUACCACACUGACCUCUGACUACUCUUAAGAGAUUUACAUCAUUUUCAUUCAUUCUUCUUGGAGAAAAGGCUCCCAGUUGCUUGUGGAAAAGAAACUAAUUACUGUAUAAUUAGACUAAGCAUGAAGAAAAUCAUCAAAAACAAAUAAAAACCUUGUAAAAUCCUUUAAA